Molecule: messenger RNA, 5956 nt
Organism: Carcharodon carcharias (great white shark)
Lineage: Eukaryota; Metazoa; Chordata; Chondrichthyes; Lamniformes; Lamnidae
Gene: vwa2
Product: von Willebrand factor A domain containing 2
Exons: 15
Coding region: 95-2515 (806 amino acids)
Biological process (GO): calcium-independent cell-matrix adhesion
Cellular component (GO): basement membrane
Source: RefSeq, a predicted model, not a curated record
UGCGGAGCUCACAGCUGCCUCUGAACUUUGCAAACAAACAGACCGAUUUCAAACUCCAGGCAGUACUGAUAGCCGCAACCUCAAAUGUUCUGUCAUGAUGGUUCGAGCACUCCCAUUUCAGAUUGUAUGCACUUUACUGCUUACUCAAGUCUUGUUAUCCGUCUGCUUGCAAAAACUUGACGUUGAUCAUGAAACAGUUGUGAAGAUUUCCAGUGCUGGACAAUUGAUGCAGUGUUCUGCAGCCAUUGAUUUGCUGUUCAUGCUGGAUGGAUCAUACAGUAUUGGCAAAGGAAGCUUCGAAAGAUCCAAACAUGUUGCAUUCAAACUUUGUGAUGCUCUUGAUAUAAAUCCUGACAGGGUCAGAGUUGGAGUAAUCCAGUACAGUUCGACACCUAAGUUUGAAUUUUAUCUGAAUUCCUACUUGACAAAGGAAGAAGUAAAGGAACAACUUAGAAGAAUUAUAUUCAGAGGCGGAAGUACACAGACAGCCCUGGCUUUGAAGUACAUUCUUCAUAAAGGUUUUACUGGUUCAAGGAAUUCAUCUAUUCCUCGAAUUCUUAUAAUUCUUACUGAUGGCAAAUCUCAAGGUAAUGUGCUACAGGCAGCAAUGCAACUGAAAGAAACUGGAAUAACUGUAUUCGCUGUUGGAGUCAAGUUUCCAAGUUGGGAUGAGCUGUACACACUGGCUAGUGAACCCACGGAGAGCCAUGUUUUGUUUGCAGAGCACUUUGAUGAUGCUGUCAAUGGUCUGUACAGCACACUCACCAGCUCUGACGUCUGCUCAGCUAUUCCUCCAGCUUGUAAACUUGAAACCCACUUCUGUCAACGUAAGUCACUAGAAACUGUGAAGGAGUUUAAAGGAAAUUUCAUGUGUUGGAAGGGAUCAAAUGGAUACGGUGGGCCUUUCUCAACUCUCUGCCCGUAUUACAGUUGGAAGCGAGUUUAUAAGACACAUCUUGCUCGAUGCUACAGAACAACCUGUCCAGAUCCCUGUGAUUCACAGCCAUGUCAGUAUGGAGGCACAUGUAUCUCCGAAGACUUUGAAAAGUUUCAUUGUGUUUGCCCCACAGCAUUUGGAGGAGAUUUUACUUGUGCUCCACAGCAAGGCCUUGACUGCAGUGUGGAUCUUUUGCUGCUAAUUGAUGGUUCUUCCAAAACGACCCUUGAAAGAUUUCUUCAUUACAAAGCAUUUGUGAAAAGGUUUCUCCAGGUUGUGCUGACUGCAGAUAGUCAAGUCAAUGUUGGAGUGGCACAAUUCAGUGAUGGUGUCCAGAUGGAGCUACCGAUGGGACAACACGGGGAUAUAUCGGACGUUGUUAAAAAGAUCGAUUCAAUGCGCUUUAAAGGGGGCAGCACGAAGACUGGCAAAGCUCUGCAUUACCUUACCCAGUUUGGAUUUAAAACUAGCUCGACACUUGCACAUGCUCAGAAAGAUCAUCCCCAUGUUUUAAUUCUGCUAACUGACUCAAAAGCAGACGAUUCAGUUGCUAAAUCAGCCAAGUAUGCCAGAGAGCGAGAGAUCUUCCUUCUUGCAAUUGGCAGUCAGAGUUUUCAGUCUGAACUGGAUGGAAUUACAGGAAAUCCACAGCGUACUGUCACAUAUUCAAAUCCCCAGAGCCUCUUGAAUAAGAUCCCUGAACUCCGAACUAAAAUCUGCAGCACAGAUAAUCGAGGUUGCUUGUCCCAGCCUCUAGAUCUGGUCUUUGCUUUGGAUGCAUCUGCUGGAGUUGGAAAGGUCAAUUUUGAUAAAGUGAAAGAUUUUGUGAAAAGUGCCAUCACGCAUUUUGAGAUUAAUCGCGAUGUUACCCAAGUUGGCCUUGUGAUUUAUGGCAGCAGAUCUAGGACAAUUUUUGGCCUUGAUGCUUCUGAUUCGGGUACUAAUCUCCAGAAGGCAACUAGCCUGGCCACUUACCUAGGUGGGACUGCCUCCACUGGCAGUGUUCUCCUUCACAUUUAUGAUAAUGUCUUGAAUAUCCGACAAGGAGCACGACCUGGUGCGAACAAAGUGGCUGUAGUGCUUACAGAUGGGGCAAGUACUGAUGAUGCAGCCGUUCCUGCACAGACCCUGAGGAAUAAUGGCAUCAUGGUUUUUGCUGUGGGAAUUGGUGACGCACAGAAGGAAUCAUUGCUAAGGAUUGCUGGCUCUGCUAGUUACAUGAUAACAGUGCCAUCCUAUGAAGAUUUGAAAUAUUUUGAAGAUGUUGUCGUUCACAGAUUGUGUGAAGAGGCCAAGACACCAAUUAAUCUGUGCAAACCAAAUCCAUGUAUGCAUGAUGGGGAGUGCAUACUCCACAUUGCAAGUUAUCGUUGUGAGUGCAAAGGCUGGGAGGGAGCACAUUGUGAACACAGACUUACCAAUCCAGAACCUCGUGGAGAUUUCCCCAGGAUACGUAGGAACCGACGGCGCAGGCAGAGGAAGCUGCGGCGCUUAAACAGAAGAGAUUUAUUAUAUGAGCGAUUUGCCUUGUCCAGUGUUGUGUGUUACACGCAUGAGAGAGAAUAUUUUGCAGACUAAUUUCUUGUAGAGAUCACCCAAGUAAUCCUGAGUAAUGAAUUGAGCUGUCACCAUCAGUCAAGUGAUUGGAUUGGACUUCAUCAACAAAGGAAUGAAACCAAUUACUGAUUAUAUGCCACAGUGUGUCAUUUUAAGCGAUUAGUUAAAAUAAUUGCAUUUUUUUAACUAAUAAGAAGGUAUCUUAUGCCAUCUUUUAAAGUGAAUCUGGAUAUAUAUUUCAGUACAAAAAUAGCACCUUUCCUAACAUGAAAAAUAUGUAUCAAGGCACAAACUAUGUAAUCAUUGAUCAUUUGUCUCUUAUGCGAAUAUAUUCCCUUUCCUGUAAAACAGAUGGCCUUAACUCAAAUUUUUCUUUCUAAAGAUCUGUCAGUAACAACAGCAUCUUGCAUUUAUGUAGUGAUUUUAAGGUAGUAAAACAUCCCAAGGCGCAUCAUGGCAGCAUAAUCGAGCAAGAUUUGAUGCAGGGCCUGAUGAGCUAUUAAGGCAGAUAACCAAAAGCUUGGUCAAAGAGGUAGGUUUUAAGGACCAUCUUAAAAGAGGAAAGAGAAGUUGAGAGGUUUAGGGACUGAAUUCCAGAAGCUAGGACUUAGGCAGCUAAAGACAUCCCCUCCAAUGGUGGAGCAAUUAGAAUUGGGGGUGCUUAGGAAACCAGAAUUGAGGCUAAUAUGUGAAAUGCUCCUGACAGGAAAGUAAUCUUCACUUAUGUAAUGUGUAUUUAGAAGAGAAAAAUGAUGUUUUCUGGAAAUAAUUAAUUAGCACUGUUAUAGGCCAAUAGAAAAUUCAUGUUCCUAGGAAGAAAGCAUGUACUGUAUUUAAGAACCAAGACUUCUGUAAAUAUUGUACAAGCUGUUACAGAUUAUUGAUAUAUAUACUGUGGAUGCUUUCAAUCAUAGCUUCUAUAGUUCAUUCCAGCUUCUAUAGUUCAUUCCAGUGGUAGGGUUUUAAAUUAACGCUCUAACUUAAACAGCUUAUUUUGCAUAAAUAUAUGUGGUAGCAUUGCUUUGUGUUAGAGGCAUUGAAACCUGGAUAUAAUUAGAAGCAAAAGCUUGCAUUCUAACUUGAACUGCAGCCUGUAUAUAUCUUGUUAGUUUCUCUGCAUAUUGUUGAAAAUAUCUAUGUCUCAAGCUUGAACUAAAUUUUAUUUUAACACCACAACAUUUGUGAAUCUUGUAAUAAAUACUUAUAAUAGACGAGUGAAUUGUAUUCUGAACUGGAAUGACAGUACUACUUAUCAUUGCUAUGUAAUUAUACAGACUGGUAUGCUAGUUAGUUGUGUGCCAUUUUUGGAACUAUUUAGGAGUGUGCAUGCCUGAAAUCCACUCCAAUCUCUUGAUGUCAGAAGUUACAUCCUGGGCUGUUCCCCGUCUCUUUCUUGUCUUAGUCUCUUUGGUUUUCUUCUCCAUGCUGCCUUCCCUCUUGUUCUCUAUUUUGACUUGUUUUAACACAGGUGAUAUAAUGUGCACAGUAAGACCCAGUGAUACUGAGUUACAGUAGACUGCAGCACCAAUUUUUUUAAACUGCAAGUCAUUCCUCCUUCACAGAACAUACACUGUUAAGAAAAAUCCACAAAGAACAAAUUUAAAUGUUGAAGGAAUUUAAGAGGUCAAACAUCAGAAUGUUAGCAACUUCUAUAAAACAUCCAUUUGUGGAACGGUUCAAGGAAGUCAUUUACCUGCAGUGAUUUCAUAUAAUUUACAAGCUCUCUCAAAGCAGCUCACUUUCUUUUUAUAUUUCUACAAUGUAUUGGCUUUGGUGUAGUUAAAUCUGUAAUAUAAGUGGCACGAAAAGUUAAAAUAGCAACCUGAGCACUGACUCUUAACAAAUGUGUGAACUGGAGCCUAUUAUUUUCAAUAGGUGCUGUAUAGAUACAAACCAAAUCAAUAUGUGAUUGUUGUGCAACCUCUCUCACACACACAAGAUCUGUAUUCAAUGCAGUGUUGCCUGGUUAUUUAACCUGGCUAUCUUGCAUUGGGAUAAGUUAAAACAAAAUAUAUGGUCGCAUACAGUUUAUUAGUGUUGCUGGACAGAACUCUCAAAUACAAUCUCUAUAUAGUAGCCAGUCUCUUUAUAGCAUUGCAGGGCCAAGUGCAGCCUUCAACUGAAGUGAAUUUAGAUGGAUGACCAGUAAUUUAGAAGCGACCACGCAGAUAUAAUUCAGUCCUUGUUUUAAGGAUGUACUUUCCUGUCCUUAUUUUUACUUAAUACUUGAUUUCAUAAUGUUAUUUAUCAUUUAAAAACUGUAGCAAACCAAAGUUAUUGGGGAAAUUAAGAAGUAAAGAAAUGGAGUUGGUUGGAUCAUAGAAGUUUCUCUGGGGCACAGGUUGGGAUGAUGAAUGGUGCAAAACCGAGGUGCUACAGCACCACCACUGGUGGGAAGAUGUUAUUGUAGAGUGAUAAAUUUAUACGAUAGUUUCCAUUAUAAAUGCUGGCAAUAAAUUUAUAAUAGAAAAUUGACACAAAAAUGUGAUAACAGAAAAUAAAGUUUUAUAAAGCUGUAUAUGUAUGUAGAAUUGAGGGUCAAAAUGUAGGACCAAUGAAAUAGUUCCUAGUUGUGAACUUAAAUGACCAGACUUUAUAGUCAGACUGUACAUGCACUCAUAUCCAAGUUCUGCACGCACGCUGUGAGGCUGCAUUAGGCAGGCAGGUCCAUAUUCUGCUUUCACACUAGUCUAGCUUGUUCUUCCUCUCUCUUGCUGUCUUUGGUUGAUAGAAUUAUUGGCCAUAGUUUAAAAAUAAACAAUUUGUUCUCUUUUUACCUUUAAUUUCUUAUGCUACCUCCUAUUCUCAGCCUUCUCCUCCAGUUGAGAGAAGGGAACACAAUGGUCUAUGGUCCUGUCAAUAGGUAGCUUCAUUGACUGUUCAUCAGUCAGUAGGAGGUGAGCAUUUGUGAUGUCAUAGUUUUAUCUUCUUCCCUCAGAAGUGAAAUAGGUUGACUGCCAAAUGAAUGAGUAAGGCAGCAGAGUUAAAAUAACAACCAAAAUAGAUUUUAAUCUCUGUUUGGACCUGUAGUUAGGAGGUAGGUGCUUUGCUGUUGGACAACUGCUCAAACUGUCAUGUUGAAAUGUUAAAAAUGAUGUUUUUACCAAAGUUUGAAAUUUUAAAUUGGGAGUAAGGAUUUUUUUUUUGAAAGCUAACUACACCUUUUUGUUGUCCCAUAUCAAGAUUUUAAAUCAGCCUGGUGAGAUGUAAACUGAGAAUAUAUUAUUAAUUAUAUAUUGUACUGUCUUAGAAAAAUGACUUGGAUGUUAUAGUAUUUUGUAUAUAAGAUCUGGUAUUCACUUAUGUACCUUGUUAUAUUUACUCAGUAGUGUUUAGGUGUGCUACAUCAAGAUUUUAAAAAUAGUUUUAUAUCCUCAGGAAGUCCGCAAAGAAAUUAAGCAAACUUGUAAUAAGUCUUGGUGACUAACUCAAUGGUGCUAUAUACUAUUACAAAUUAAUAAA